Aegilops tauschii subsp. strangulata is the source of this 1726-nucleotide messenger RNA. RefSeq names its product probable pyruvate, phosphate dikinase regulatory protein, chloroplastic. Gene Ontology annotation, molecular function: protein serine/threonine kinase activity; phosphotransferase activity, phosphate group as acceptor; ATP binding. Gene Ontology annotation, cellular component: chloroplast. Lineage: Eukaryota; Viridiplantae; Streptophyta; Magnoliopsida; Poales; Poaceae. The record is from RefSeq and is a predicted model, not a curated record.
ACGAACCCAAUUCCUCUCGGUCACACGUCUGACGCUGCUCUAGGUGUAUCGCCUGACCCCAUGAUGAGCGCCAAGCUCGGCGCGGCGACGCCGUCCGUGCUCCUCACGCCCUCCCCUCGGCCCCACGGCCUCCGCCCCUCCCCCACCGCCGCGUCAUGCCUCCCCGACACCGCCACCGGCCCGCCUCUAAGCGCGGGACCGGACCAAGAGCACUCUGGCGCGCCCGGGCAAGAGGAGGCGGCGGUCUCCUCCCCCUCCCAGCCGCGCUCGCGAGCGAGCUCGCAGCUGAGCCGCUGGUCCCGCGCGCGCGCUCUCCGGUCCGGCCGGAGGCUGGAGCUGCCGGCCAUACGGGCGAGCGCGGCGCUCGAGGUGCCGACCAAGUCGCCGCCGCCCACCGAGCAGGAGGCCACAGCGACGGAGGACGACGACGAUGGCGACGAGGCGGUUGGGGUCGGAAGCGAGGCAGCGGGGAACUCGAUCUACAUGGUGUCGGACGGGACGGGUUCGACGUUGGAGCACUCGGUGAAUGCCGUGCUCGGGCAAUUCGAGCACUGCCUCGUCGACCGCCGCUGUGCCACAAGCACCCACCUCUUCUCUGGGAUUGAUGACAUGGACAACCUUAUUGAGAUAGUCAGGCAAGCAGCAAAAGAAGGAGCAUUGCUUCUAUAUACCCUUGCCGAUCCUUCAAUGGCUGAGGCAACUAAGAAGGCUUGUGAUUUAUGGGGUGUUCCAUGCACCGAUGUUCUUCGUCCUACUAUUGACGCCAUAGCUUCUCAUAUUGGUGUUGCUCCAUCUGGAAUUUCACGAAGCUCUGCUAGCCGAAAGGGUCAACUUUCUGAGGAUUACUUCCAACGAAUCGAAGCAAUUGAUUUCACCAUCAAACAAGAUGAUGGUGCUCAGCCACAGAACCUUGCCCGUGCACACAUUGUGCUUGUUGGUGUUUCACGUACCGGGAAGACACCAUUGUCAAUUUAUCUUGCACAAAAAGGGUACAAAGUGGCAAACGUCCCAAUUGUGAUGGGUAUUGAUCUUCCAAAGGCCCUAUUUGAGAUCGACCAGGAUAAGAUCUUUGGGUUGACGAUAAACCCCGUGGUUCUUCAGGCAAUCAGAAAGACAAGAGCAAAUACUCUAGGAUUUCAUGGGCAGAAGAGCAAUUAUGCUGAAAUGGAGCACGUGAGGCAGGAGCUCGACCAUGCAAAUCAAAUUUUUGUUCGGCACCCAACAUGGCCAGUGAUCCAGGUCACUGGAAAAGCUGUAGAGGAAACAGCUGCUGUCAUUGUUAGAAUAUACCAUGACAGGAAACAGAAGUGCUCCAUGCCACGCAUAUCAAAACGGGUAGCUCCAAUUCGAGUCUAUGAUUCCCUGUCAGAGAUGGUCAACACUCCUGUUGAGCCUGAAAAAGUAUUGGCUAUGGACGUAUGAACGUGUUCUGCAGCAGCGAGGCAAAAUCAGGAAAUCAGAAACUAUAGAGCCUAGUAGCCUACUAUUCGGUACUUGUUGUGUGUCCCAACUCCGCGGUUAGACUAGAGUCAUUGUGCAUAGAAGGUAAGAGGGGCCAUGUUAAAACUGCUCUUCUUUUAAAUAAUCAUAGCCUGUGCUGUCAUGUGUUGGUUGUUCAUUGGUUUAGUUUUCCUUUCAAGUCAAGCACUCAUGUCAUGUACAACCUCUUCUAGAAAUGACCCAGGCAAAGACAAUUAUUCCAAAAACAUCAGUGUAUAUUUGUGUA